Molecule: messenger RNA, 1778 nt
Organism: Triticum dicoccoides
Lineage: Eukaryota; Viridiplantae; Streptophyta; Magnoliopsida; Poales; Poaceae
Exons: 7
Coding region: 593-1438 (281 amino acids)
Source: RefSeq, a predicted model, not a curated record
CCUGGGAGAAACUUCCACGCCUGGAGUGGCCGGGGAGGAAACCCUCGAUCUCUUGGUCUCGCGAACGAGAGGCGGCGGCGGCGGCAAGAUCCAAGCACGACGCGCCACCACGCUCCGCCCUCCUCCGGCCAAAGCUCCGCCCAACAACUGGAAGCGAAGCACCACCACGCUCCGGCCUGUACCUCCACGCCCCGUCCCUCCGGCGGGGGCGACGACGACCGGGCGCGUCAUCCCCUUCUUCCCGGAUCUCGUCUCUCCCUCGAAGCAUCACUCAUCUCCGGCGAAGACGACGGCCAUAGAUCAUCCUCCUCUUUCUCAUCAAGAUCAAGGGACCUCCUCUCCUGUUUGAGGUUUGUACCCUGACCCCAAGUGAGCAGCUGUACUGAAGAACAUCGAAUGCUUUGAAGUGCUCUAUCUAUACUGACAUCACAAGUGCUCUGACAUUAGAAGUUGGCUUUAUCCGAAGACUUUGUGUUCAAUUGCUUGGUGCCUUUUGAUACGUCGAUCAUUGAGAAGUUUUCAGUCAGAGCAAGAAAGCUAUGGCAGCGCGGCAUCUUGGGACCAUGCGUAUGAGAAAGGUCUUGUUGAUAUAAUGCUUGACCACAACAAUCCCAUCUAUCGAGGUCAAAAUGGGUGGACUGCUGAAGGGUGGACUAAGAUUACAAAUACAUUCGAUCAGAAAUUUCCACUAGCUCAGUUCACCAAGCAACAAAUCCAAGAGAAGGACAAGGAUUUAAAAGGAAAUUAUAAGGCAGUGAGAGACUCUCGGAAACAGAGUGGCACGGGAUGGGAUGAUACACUUUGCAUGAUCAUCGCUGAACCUGUAAUAUGGGAUAAACUUAUCAAGGACCGUCCAAGGAUAAAGAAGUUCCGUUCAAAACCAUUCAUGCUCUUCAAGUUAUUGCCUUCACUACAUGAAGGAAGUGUUGCUUCAGGAGACUUGAACUUUGUAUCAAUUCUGCAAGUGGAUCUCACAAGCGAUGCCAUUUCUCCUAUGGAUUCCUCUACCAAUGAUUUGAACCAUAUCUCCUCUACCAAUGUUGAUGAUGGUAUGUCCUCAUCUGAUAUACAAGGGCAAGCGGCAUCAAGAAGAGAUGAACCUGAAGCUACAACAUCUACCAACUCUGAACAAAAGGGAGCAUUGCCUGUGAAAAAGAGGAAGCAAAGCCAGAUCGCUGUUGUACUUGAGGACUACAUGGAUUUUCGUAAGAAACAAUCUGCAAAACUGGUUGACGAGUUGAAGGAAUCAAAGCAAGAUGAUAUGUUCUCGAUUGGAAACUGUGUGGCUGCGCUAGAACCAAUGAAAGAUCUAUCAGUCGCAGAAAAAGCAAAGGCACUAGGGCUUUUCAAAUGCCUAGUGAAUCGAGAAAUAUUCAUCAAUACCAAGGACUCAAAUCUUCGGCUUUAUUGGUUGAAGGAGGAGAUUUCUGAGAUGUAGAUAGCAUAAGCCAGCAUCAAGUUGUGGUACAUGAUGUCGAGGAAGGAGUGGAGAAAAGACCGGAGUAGGAUGUGAUUGUUGCUUUGCGGCCCAUCUUGUUCGAAAGUAUCCCUGCGUUGGACAUGGCAACUUAUAAUCCAGAACUUUUUAUAGUGCACAAACUUGACGAUGUAUUAAUAACUUUUGUAAUGAUUGCUUUUAUUUCCGCACAUGAGAACGGCUUAGGCCAAUGCUUGAUCGUCGUGAAAUGCAGACCGAUAUCUUAAGCUUGAUGAAGUGAUGGAUAAGUUGUAGUAAUAUUUUUAAAAUUCUAGUUGACAUGAAUUAUGAACCUUUGUUA